AUGAAGGAAACUAGGAAAAAGGAAAAUGUAGGCAAACCCUUGUGGCAAGCGGGGUCACGCCCGGUGCGGUGGUUCAAAGGUGGCUCCGGUGAGGGCAAUUGGGGGCGUGCGCUGUGGCUCACGAAAAUUGGGGGGGGGGGGGAGAUUGGCCGAGGGAGAAAGCUGAGCAGGAUUCGGGCUCACGGUCCGCGAUGCGUGGUGGUCGGUGCAGAGGAUGAGAGAGUUGAUCGCGGCUCAGUUGGGUGGAGAUAG
Molecule: messenger RNA, 252 nt
Organism: Sphenostylis stenocarpa
Lineage: Eukaryota; Viridiplantae; Streptophyta; Magnoliopsida; Fabales; Fabaceae
Source: the annotation of a GenBank genome assembly